This is a messenger RNA of Exophiala bonariae, 1689 nucleotides long. RefSeq lists its product as uncharacterized. The transcript is spliced from 3 exons. Bases 1 to 1689 code for a protein of 562 amino acids. The record is from RefSeq and is a predicted model, not a curated record. NCBI's taxonomy places the organism in Eukaryota, Fungi, Ascomycota, Eurotiomycetes, Chaetothyriales, Herpotrichiellaceae.
AUGUAUCGCCGUGGUGGUGUUAGCAAUGCAAGAGUCUCACUUGUUGCCACAUUCAACAAUGCUUCUAGUGAACACUGCCAUACCGGAACACUUGAUUGGCAUCUUGACGUGAAGCCUUACUUCAGAGAAAUCGAAAUUAUCAAGGAGACUACAUGGAAAGUCAAAGAUUGCAACUUCUUUGGCAAGGCUGCAACAACCGAUGUCUUCAACCGUGACCAUGAUUGGGCCACGCCUGAUGCCCACGCUCCUCUGAAUUGGAUGGCCAGCCUUCGUUUCGCCGAUGAAGAUCGAGUGAUCGAAAUAAAGUUCAGUUUUCCUGACGCAGGGAAGCGUGAUCAAUUGAAAGAGAUCAUCUAUUCGCUAGGCAAAGCCGGACACAUGCCUUUCAACCCCUUCCGCUCAGAGAAGACCGGUAUUCCUCUCGUUCAGUAUGGAAUGAUUCGCCCUGUUGAUGAACUCGCCAAGUGCAAAUACAACAACUCGGAUCAAGAAUACGACUUUGCUAUGUAUACUGCCAAGAACACCUUCAGUAACAUCAACGAAUACGUCAUCCAGCAUGCUUGUGGAGAAUACCAAGAGUGGACAUAUCAGAGAAGUGUGUUCGAGAACUGGAGAGAUGGAAAACACGAUUGCAGUUUUGUUGCUCUUCAAGGUGACAUCAUGCUUGUCAAGGUCAAAGUCAAUGGUGUCAAGUUGGAUAAGCUUCCUCUUACCAAUAAUGUCACCCUGCAAAUCAUGUUCACUCCUGAAGGCAUUUCACAUGUUGAAGGCAUGCAGAAAGUGAAAGCAGCCAUCAAAGAAGAUGUCCUCCAUCUCGCAGGUCCUGAUGAAAUAGCACUCCUCGUCGUCAACAAGACAGCCGAGCAUUUCAGAGGAAUGUGCUCUGUCUUCCCUAAACAAGAUGGUCCUACUUUUACCUGCACUAUUUCUGCCGAACUUGAUGACAGUCAUAUCAAAUGGCAGCUCCACGCCUCGUCUGAGAUGACCAGCAAGCGGACCAUCUGGAACCAACUAUUUGUCAACGAAGACGCCUGUAUUGAGCCAUUCAAUGACCCUUCCGAAGCUUUCAAGGAGUUCAGCGAUGUAGAAAAGGCCAUGAUUUUCAUGGAAGAAUGCAAGAAAGCCCAACUCAGUGAGUCUCAGAUGGCUGCCGCUGGUGUCGCUUGUUUUCGCAACGUUGCUGGAGCAGCCGCUAUCAAGGCAGCAGCAGGCACCGGCAAGACAAGAGUGAGUUCUGUUGUCGUCAAUUAUUUCUUACGAAUCGGUACACACGUCAUUGGCAUUGCUACUUCAAAUUCUGCAGUUGAUGCAUCCUACACCGGCAUUGAGACGCUACAAGCCACUCCGCUCCCUGUCGACAAUGAAGACCAAGAUCAUAACCAAAACGCUGAAGAACAACACGCAGUUCCUGAAGAUCCCACCAAUGUAUCCUCUGGCCACGAUGCUUUCCUCGAGGAAAGUCCUAUUCGCUUUUACGCUUGGGCAAACGAGGUAUCAGAUCUCAAGCACGCGGGCCCGAGAAUACUUCUGGGUUGUUGUGCAAGGAAAGGUCGAAUUGCGAAGAUGUCAUACAUUGGCGAGUACACUCGCAAGAUGAUCUCCGAUGACCGUGUUGCUGUUGCUCGAGUGACUCCAACAGCCGAGGAAGUUGCCGAACACAAAAAGCGGACUGUUCGUGCGAAGAACUAA